This is a messenger RNA of Sarcophilus harrisii (Tasmanian devil), 2506 nucleotides long. RefSeq names its product insulin growth factor-like family member 1. The record is from RefSeq and is a predicted model, not a curated record. Gene Ontology annotation, molecular function: signaling receptor binding. The coding region runs from base 504 to 833 and encodes 109 amino acids. The transcript is spliced from 5 exons. NCBI's taxonomy places the organism in Eukaryota, Metazoa, Chordata, Mammalia, Dasyuromorphia, Dasyuridae.
GUGUGCACACUUUGAUAACUUUUUGAGCAUUGUUCCAAAUUGCUGAGCCCCCUUUUUCUUGGGAGAGUUUGAUGAUAUCUUCCAUGGUAAAAGACUCAGGGCCAGACUUUUCCUAAACAGUGUUUUCUUUUAACAUGCUGCAUAAGAAUAAGUUGGGGAAAACUUACAUGAACUUAUCUGAAGUGAACAGAAGGAAGAGAACAGGUUAUCCAAGAACAGCAUCACGAUUGAGGAAAACAAUUUUGAAAGACUUCAGAACCCUGACAAUUGCAGUGACCCGCCAACAUCCCAGAAGCCCCCGGAGGAAAUAUGUCAUCUACCUUCUGAGAAAAAGCCCCAAGGCCCCGACUAGUCUCUACUAGUGAGGGCUCUUACGUCACCUUCCUCCACGCCGAUAAAAGCCCAGGAUCCCAGGAAUCAGAGCAUUUCUGCUACCAAGCUCUCAGACACUUAGCAGUUGUAGCCCUGGUAUCAAGUCCUCCGGACCCUACUCCCAUAAGAUCAUGGCAUCUCAAAACCAAAUCACAGUGCUUGUCUUCUCCAUCUUCACCAUGGCUAUCCUGUUCUCCUCAGGAGCUCCAGUGACCCCCCCGGACCCCCCAGUGAUGGUGUGCCAGCCCUGGCUCCUGUGUGGGAGCGUGGCCUACAACCCCCAGGAGAAGCAGUGCUGUGAGGACGGCAGCGUCCAGUCCUUGCCCCGGAGCUGUGGCCCUGAGCUUACCUUUGACCCCUGCUCUCAGCGCUGCUGCCCCCACUCUGUCCAGCGAAAGUUCACCGUGGUUGAGAAGACACAGGAAGGGAUUGAGAGAACGGGCUGUGAAUACUCCAGUUAGGAGCUGGCAGCAGGGGAAAGGCGGCUCUCACCUCCAGAGGCACUUCCAGACCCAAGAGAUCAAAGCCUCCACGUUGCCUGGGGUUUCUUCAGUGGAUGGGCCUUGGGGGGUGGGGAGGGGAGAGAGAAGGACACCUGUCGGGCGCAUGGCUCUCUCCUCCAGGGUGGAUCUGCCUAUCGGGGCCAUCCAUGUGCCUCUGCUGAACUUGGGCCCAGGGACUCAGGGGUGGGUUAAGAGCCUUCAGGAACAGUCUCUCGGCCUCGUUUCUGGCCAGCUGGGAGGCCAGUGUCAAUCACGCUCAAUCCACUGGGCGCUGCCUCCCUCUUCCUUCUUAUUUGAGUAUUUAUAAGGAAUACACCUCCUUAUCCACAGCCAUACCCCCAGUCCCUUUAUACUUUCGUUAGAACCUCCCAAAAACAGCCUUGCGAGGAAGGGAGGGCAGUAUUGGCCCCUUUUUGCAGAUGGGGAAACUGAGGCCCAGAAAGGGGUCAAAUCUUGCCCAUGGUAACACAGCCGGUCAAGGCUGAAAUUGCAGGUCUCCUCACGCAGAGCUACCCAUACACUCAAGCAGGAGUGGGGCCCAGACAGCCACGCGCCCCUGCGGACCCCCCGGUUUUCUCCCUUCUUGGACCCUGGCUCCAAUGCCAAGUCCUGGGCUGGGGAGGGGCGGCAGAUUGAGCUGGGAAGCCCGAGAGGCCCCAGGCAGCAGCAGAGACACACAAUGAGCAGGAGGGAGGGAGGGAGCCCGGAGCCCCCAGACUCAGACCGGAACCGCUCUGGGCCGGGACAAAGGGCUUGCUGGGGGCCAGAAGGAGCACGAAUAAAACACUGCCUUGGGCUCUCAGAUCUGGCCUGCUCGUAUCGCCUUUGUUGCCAAGGAAGGGAGGGACUGGCGCCGGGCACCGGUGGGAAGGGAUUUCCCCACUUUCCCUGAACCCCAUCCAGCAGCCUGCUGGGAGCCUGAGCAGCAACAGUGGUGCAAAGUGAGCUCAGCGCUCCCCCUCGUGGGCACAGAGGAAAAGAGCGAGCCCUGGUCACUCGGGGCUCACACAAGGGACUCGGGAAGUUGUCAUUGGCCACUAGAGGUAGUAAGAGCUACCACUGAGAGAGGCGUCAUCUGUCGUCUCAUUUUCUGCGGGAGCCAGAGCCGGAGGGACCCAGAGGCUUCCUGCUCGGCCCCCGGACAUGAGAAAGCCAGGGCUCAUUGGGAGGGACGAGCGGGGUCCGUGACCCCGGCUCUAAAGCUGGCUCUCCUCCCCCUGCGCCGCCCCAUCUCCCUGCAGGGAAAACGAGGAAUGGGAAGGGACCAGUCCAAGCUACCAAGUGCAUUGGUGGCCAAACCAGGACCUGAGACCUGGUCUCUUGCCCAAACAACUGUCACAAAACCAGGAAACUCACUAGGAAAGGGGCUGGUGAGGUUCCCAGGCCACAGAAGAGGACGGACAAAGGAGAAGUCUUCUUUAGGGUCACCAGCUAUUCCCCCUCUCUGGAGCUGUCCCCUGAAGUCAAGUAGUCAGUCAGUUGGUCAACAAACGUUUAAAUGUCCACUAUAUGUCAGGGGAAGAAGACCAGUGUGUCCCACUGUUGGGUCCAAGGCCAAAUCUAGUCGUCCUGCUCUAUGUUCUGCCACUGGACUCAGAUGGCCCUGAAAGAAAAAGUGAGGCAGGUGACCU